AUGAUAUUUGAUUUAGCAGGUGAAACAUUAAUAUCAUCAAAUAAUACUCUGUUUUUGGAUAAGAAUACUGUAUUUAGGUCAGAAGAUGAAGAAACACUCCCUAUUGAUUUUGAUGAUGAUAAAAUUAUAAGUAUUUUAGAAAAAGUAAAGCAGAAUAUUUAUAAAGCACUAAUCUAUUAUUGGAAUAAUCCGAGUGAUCUUGGUCUGACAGUAGCUUUAUUAGAUUUAUAUUACAAUGAUUUAGAUUUUUUAGAUAAUGAUUCAGAAAAGCAACUGAUUAUUCAAAAGCUUUGUAAUAAAUUCAGUGAAUUAGAGAAACAAGCACCUGAAUUGUCUGUAUGUUCAACUUUAUCUAAUACAGAAAAAUCUGCAAUACAAUCGCAUAAAAAGUACCUUCAACAAUGUCAAAUGAAAAAGCAAAAAAAAAACAAGAUG
Messenger RNA from Racocetra persica, 435 nucleotides. NCBI's taxonomy places the organism in Eukaryota, Fungi, Glomeromycota, Glomeromycetes, Diversisporales, Gigasporaceae. The record is from the annotation of a GenBank genome assembly.